AUGGUCAAGUAUGUGACGCUGCGAAUGGUCAUCGCCAUUACCAAGCACUUUGGAUGGCCCCUCGACCAGCUCGAUGUGGUGACUGCGUUCCUGUAUGGAGUGAUGAAGGAGAAGGUGUUCUGCGCUGUUCCGGAAGGCGUCAAGAUGGAAGGUGAUUUCGACUGUCUCGAGCUGAUCAAGGUGAUCUACGGUCUCAAGCAAGCCUCGCGUGUUUGGAACGAGACCUUCGACGAGUUCAUACGCUCGAUUGGUUUUCAAGCGUCGGGAUUCGAUCCAUGUCUCUACAUCAUGACUUCGGAAGGCCAUUGUGUUUUUGUGCUGGUCUACGUGGACGAUGUCUUGGUGGCUGGAAGUUCGCUCGAGAUGAUUGCGCGCACCAAGAACGACCUCAAGACACGCUUCGAGAUGACGGACAGCGGCAAGUGUGCCUUUGUUCUUGGGAUCGAGUUAUUGGACGGUGAAGAUGGCAGCGUGACUAUGUGUCAGCGCCGUUAUGUCGACGAUGUCCUCAAGCGCUUUGGAAUGGAUGAGUGCAAGGCUGUGGCAAGUCCGGUGGACGUCAGCUCUCGACUGGUUCCGAGCAACUCUGCAAGCAAGGUGGAUGUCCCAUUCCGUGAAGCAGUGGGUGCUUUGAUGCAUCUGACGACUGCAACGCGACCGGACAUCGCCUAUGCUGUAAGCUUUGUGUCACGGUUCAUGGAGAAACCCCAAGAAGAACACUGGGUUGCAGUCAAGCGCAUCUUCCGAUACCUACAAGGCACCAAGAUGCAUGGAAUCUGCUACAAGCCAAGUGCGAAGAUCGACUUUCGUGGCUAUUCAGAUGCAGACUGGGCCGGUGACCUUGCUGAUCGCAAAUCGACGUCCGGCUACGUCUUCAUGCUAUUGGGUGCUCCGGUGAGUUGGGGCAGCAAGAAACAGCCAAGUGUGUCACUGUCUACAAGCGAAGCGGAGUACAUCGCGCUCAGCCUGGCGAUCCAAGAAGGCAAGUGGAUCAAUCGCUUGCUGUGCGAGAUCAUGGCGGCUGCAAACGAAGAAGGACCCGAGCUCGUCAUCCGUGAAGACAAUCAAUCGUGCAUCAAGAUGACGAUAAUCCUGUCAACUAUGGCCGUGCCAAGCACGUUGACAUCAAGUACCAUCAAAACCGUGAUGAAGUCAAGCGCGGCGAAGUGA
This is a messenger RNA of Peronospora matthiolae, 1170 nucleotides long. Lineage: Eukaryota; Oomycota; Peronosporomycetes; Peronosporales; Peronosporaceae. The record is from the annotation of a GenBank genome assembly.